AUGGGAAAGAAUUCGGCGCGAUUAGAAUGUCGAAACCUUGCAGUAUGGCUGAAUCUGCUGCUUCUGACACUUGGAUUUUGCUACGAGAUUGUCGAGCAACUAGAGAAUGUGCCCGAUGGUUGGUCAAAAAGAAACAAGCCUCCGUCAUCAACACUCAUGCAAUUUCGGCUUGAGCUAGGGGUGCCAAACAUUAUAAGCCUAGAGAAAGAGGUCAUGGAUCUCUCGACCCCAGGUCAUCCGAAAUAUGGGCAACAUAUGAAGCGUGAGCAGGUGGAAGACCUUUUGCGCCCGUUCCCUACUGUCUCCGAGCAAGUCUUCACUUGGUUGUACUCCCAUGUUUUCAACGACUCUAUCAAACUUUACGGCAACUGGAUCAGUUUCACGGCUUCUAUAUCCCAAGCUGAGCAACUACUGAAUACACAAUUCUUCUACUAUCACCACGAUGCCAGCCAAACGACGCUCAUCAGGACUCUUGAAUACUCUUUACCCAGUGAGAUUCACCCGCAUAUCCAUCUUAUUCAGCCAACGACCAGAUUUGGAAGACUUGCUUCACAUAGCGGUCUGCCUAUUGACCAGCCAAUUGUUGCCACGCCGGAAGAUCUGACUGCGGACUGUGGCAUUGCCAUCAGACCUCACUGCCUUCGAGAAUUAUAUGGUCUCCAUAAUAAGAGAUCAAAGCCUGAUCCGCGGAAUCGGUUAGGGGUGUCAGGAUUCCUGGAUCAGUAUGCCCGCCAUGGUGAUUUCCAUCACUUCAUGCGGCGGUUCUCUCCAGACACACCAGACGCCAAUUUCGAUGUGGUUGCCAUCAACGGCGGCGUUAACCCGGAGGACUCUCCUGUUAGCAGCACGGAAGCAAGUCUGGAUAUACAGUAUUCAGCUUCCUUGGCCUACAAUGCCUUGGUAACAUUUUAUACAGUUGGAGGUCGGGCAUCUUGGGUUCCUGACUCGGAGCAGUUGAAGCCGAAUGACUCGGAAUAUGAGCCUUUUCUCGAGCAACUUCACUACCUCAUCGGUCUUCCGGAUGACAAGCUCCCAACUGUACUCUCCACGUCGUAUGGUGAGUCGGAACAGACUGUACCUGCAUCAUAUGCAAAAUCCGUCUGCAAUUUGUUCGCGCAACUCGGUGCCCGGGGUGUAUCAGUCAUUUUCAGUAGCGGAGACUCUGGCGUUGGAGACUCAUGUCUCAGUAACGAUGGAAGUGGCCGGGCAAGAUUCCAGGCAAUCUUCCCGGCUUCUUGUCCAUUUGUUACCUCAGUCGGAGGAGUUGAAGGAAUCAAGCCCGAAAGCGCCAUCGAUUUCUCUAGUGGUGGGUUCUCCGACCUGUUUUCUCGUCCAGAAUACCAGGACCGGGCAGUGGACGGUUAUCUUGAUCAACUAAACGAUCAAUGGAGCGGUCUUUUCAAUCGUCAUGGUAGAGGUAUCCCGGACGUUGCCGCCCAAGCAAAGAGCUUCAUCAUUCGAGACCACGAGACCUAUUUGAAAAUAAGCGGCACCAGCGCCUCGGGGCCUGUUUUUGCGGGCAUAGUUUCUCAAUUAAAUGCGGUUCGCCUUGCAAAUGGCAAGCCGCGGAUGGGUUUUUUAAAUCCCUGGUUAUAUGGCCUCGGCAGAUCGGGGUUUACUGAUAUUGUGGACGGUGGUUCCCGAGGAUGUAAUGGAGCCAGUGAUUCUGGUGCCAAGGGAGUAUUCAUCCAAGAUGCAAGUUGGAAUGCCACGAAAGGGUGGGACCCCGUGACAGGACUAGGGACGCCUUGGUUUCCGAAUUUAGCCCAGUUGGCUUUGUCAAGUGAUGAAUUGGCGUGGACAAAAUACGUGGUUUUCAAUAAGGAGGUGCCAUAG
This is a messenger RNA of Penicillium canariense, 1836 nucleotides long. Its product is annotated as S53 family peptidase. Lineage: Eukaryota; Fungi; Ascomycota; Eurotiomycetes; Eurotiales; Aspergillaceae. The record is from RefSeq and is a predicted model, not a curated record. Gene Ontology annotation, molecular function: serine-type endopeptidase activity; tripeptidyl-peptidase activity. The transcript is spliced from 2 exons. Bases 1 to 1836 code for a protein of 611 amino acids. Gene Ontology annotation, biological process: proteolysis.